This is a messenger RNA of Apiotrichum porosum, 3573 nucleotides long. RefSeq lists its product as uncharacterized. Gene Ontology annotation, molecular function: DNA binding; zinc ion binding; DNA-binding transcription factor activity, RNA polymerase II-specific. The record is from RefSeq and is a predicted model, not a curated record. The coding region runs from base 1 to 3573 and encodes 1190 amino acids. Gene Ontology annotation, biological process: regulation of DNA-templated transcription; DNA-templated transcription. NCBI's taxonomy places the organism in Eukaryota, Fungi, Basidiomycota, Tremellomycetes, Trichosporonales, Trichosporonaceae. The transcript has 9 exons.
AUGCUCUCGUCCACCACCCACAAGUCAGACCCAGAGGACCAUUUCCGUCAAGCCCACUUCCCUCCAGCGCCCUCACCUCACUCCACAGUGGCCCGGGCCGCGUACUCGAGCGUUGCAAGAGACACGCUCCACCACGGCGGCCCAGACCACCACCGUCUCAUGUCUCAAAGGACCUCCAUCGUGCACAGCCCGGCAGCAACCACAGGCGGCGACCACGCAGAGCCCCGCAGGUUGCUCCUAAGUCACCCCCACCCACCCCCGCUCGCGUCACUUGCAUUUGUCGACCGCAUCAUGACUCCACUCGACGGCCUUUCUUCCGACGUUAUCCGCAGGCGGGGACGUCAGGCGACAGCGUGUCUCGAGUGCAACAGGCGCAAACAAAAGGUGAGAGAAUUGGUUACCUCCAGAGCGCAGCUUGGUGCGAUGGAAGCGAGGUCGGGAUGCGAUGCAGUUCUGUGCUGCUCCAGAGGGCAAAUCCUACAGGACCGCCAUACGCCCGUCCGUCUUCCUCCCACCAACAUCCCUACUAUGUACACACAUGUUCUCUGUCCUGUCUACCACCACCCGUCCAUGUCACUGACACCCCUCCAGUGCGACCGCCUCCAACCUUGCCACCACUGUGCCAAGCGCAACCUCGUCGACGGUUGCAAGUAUCCCGAGGCCCCACCUACCACCUCGUCGCAGUCCCCCACGUCGCCGUCCAAGCGCAAGGCGUCGAGCGGCACCCAGAGCGAGGACAGCGACGAUCCCCCCAGCCCCAAGCGCCGCAGCGACGAGCGCGAGAUCGGCAGCAGCCUUCUCAACCACAUCUCCCCUCGCCACCAGUUCUACGGCACUUCCGCCCGGCCAAGGCUCGACCGCACGCACGAGGAUCGUGAUGUGCGCAACAAGUCACAGGACCGCAACUACCACCAGACAUGGGCCGACUCGGACUCGAGCUCCAGCGGAAGCAGCACCACCAGUCACGCCAGUGCGUCCGUCCACUCUGGUUCGUGUCCAUUCCCCGAGCUCACGCCGGAUGUCUCUGCACACACGCCCUCGUACCACCCACACAUGAUCCACACACUUCCCUGCCUUCCCGUGUCUUCCGAGCGGCACGAGGUCGUCACUCCCCCUCCACACGACUGGCUCCAUUACCACCCGCCGUCAGCUGUUUGGCGCCGUACCCCGCGCUCACCCAUUCUCCCCUCUCUCUCGGCGAUACGCAGCGACAUUGAGCCAUGUCCCGACCCAGACAGGCAGCACCAGCAUCAGCAGCAGCAGCACCAGCAAGGCACGUCCCAGCCCAUCCCAGUGCCCAGGUCAGGUGGCGGCGGCUGCCCUCGUGACGUCCGUGACGACAGUGACGACUCUCGCCGCUCGCCCCAGCGUCUCCGUGACUGGGACCGCCACGAGGACAAGAACCUCAUGCAGGAAGGCGGUGCCCCCGGUAUUGGCAGUCUCGCGCUGGAAGGGGCCGAGGAGCAUGGACACCAGUUCCAGUUUUACGGCACGUCUCACUUUGGACCCCGUCUCGCUGCCAAGGUGAUGCAUGGUGGCAGCUCUGCACCCGACGUCACAGACACGCCCUACCGCUCAAGCGGCGACGCCGAGCUGCUCCGCCAAAUCCGCCAGCUGGACGGAGCACUGCCCAAGCGUAGUCUCUGCGGCCAGUUUGUCGCCGCCUUUUUUGACAAGUACAACUCCUGGGUGGAUAUUCUGUACGCCCCCACGUUCAUCACCAAGACGACCGAAUUCUGGGACACACACUCGCAGUUUGAGGACCUCACGCGCAUCGAUCUCCGGUGGUUUGCCCUCUUUCACACAGUCUUGGCGUUUGGCGUGCUUCUCGACAAUCAUGCAGACCUCACACCGCAGGAGCGCCUGGCUAUCAGUGACAGGUGCUUUGUGAGCGCUCGCCGUGCCCUGUCCGAGGCAGCGAGCUUUUACGGCGAAAGCCUUGACACUGUCGCUGCAUACACUCUGCUUUCGCUCUACCUCGUAUCCAUGCGUCGCAUGCCCGAGUCGUGGCACAUGAUCGGCAGUGCCGUGCGCGCAGCACAGGCUCAAGGGUGGGUUGACGGCGAGACGUGGCACCUGGUGCCCAAGCAGGCAGAACUCUGGCGUCGUCUUUGGGCUCAAAUGUACAUUCUCGACCGGUCCAUCUCCUACUUCCUGGGCCGCCCUCUGGCCAUCCGUGACGGAUCGUUCACGACGCGGACCCCGGCCAACAUUCCCGACACGGAGCUGGACGUGCUUCCUCGCGCCGACUUUCCACUCACGACGACGACGAAAUCCACCUUCCUCAUUCUGCACUACAAGCUCGCGCAGAUUAUCGGCCAAAUCCUCACGUCGUGCUUUGGUCUCAACCCGCGCAACCACGCCGACGUCAUGCGCUGCGAGGAGCUCAUGGUCGCGUGGCAGGCGAGCCUCCCACCCGUCUUCUGCCUCGAGGACCCAGACACGUCCCUCGACGAGCACUUUCCCUGGCUCCUUCUCCAGCGCCGCACCCUCAUGUCCAAGUACCACCAGGCGCGCAUCUCCCUGCACCGGCCAUACCUCCUCCCCUCGGGCAAGGUCGAGUAUGGCGACUCACGCAUGUGCUGUGUCGUCUCGGCCGGCGUCGAACUCCGCCACCGCCUGUCGCUCCUCGAGACGGACGACGAUCCAUUCGACCGCUUCAAGUGGCUUACAGUCGCUUCUGGUUUCUCUCCCGCGUGUGUGCUUGGCCUCCUCCUUGCUCGCGCCAAGCGCGAGACCGAGUUCAACUACGACGCCAUCCGCGAGCUUCUCAAAGAGUACAUCCAAGUAGAGAAGAACACGCAGCGCCGCGACCGCAGGCUCGAAAACGAGAUCAGUGUGCUCGAGAUGAUGCUCGCCCAGGCGGCCGAGGUGGAUGCCAAGGUCCGCAGCACGGCCGCCAGCCAGCGGCCCAGCGCCCUUCCGAGCACACACACCAGCCGCGGCGGCUCGGGCACCACCACGCCGCCGAAUGGCGUCGACGAGUGCCAGAAACAGCAACAGCAGCCUCAACAGCAGCAGCAACACCCUCACCCUCCUCCCCAUGUCACGGUGCCACACACGCCACGCACCACCCUCCUCAGCCCCCAACUCGCCCACCCGCGCCCACUGCCAUUCACGCUUCUGCCGCCCAUGCAGACCAACACGCUCACCCCGCCCGACCACCACACGCCGGCCGUGGCGGACCUGCACGCCGCCGCCGCGCCCGACGCGGGCGUCGGCGUCGGCGCCGUGAACAACUACUUUUCCAACCUCCUCCCGCCGCUCCCGCCCUUUGGCGCCGAGUAUCCGUCCCACACCAUGCUCUCCUCGACGUCCUCCACCCUCGGCCCCAUGGCCCCCGUGGCCCCCAUGGCCCCCGUCGGUGUCCUGCCCUACCACCCCGGCGUGUCUGGUGCCGGCGCCUACGCGACCCUCGCGCCCGGCUACGACGACGACGCCGCGGCGCGCUGGUUUGCGUUCCCGUCGCCGAUGGACCCGAGCGCAGACUCGUUCCCGCCCGUACACGACGUGAGUGCGUGGGCAGGCCUGCUCGAGAGCAUCGGCCCGCCAACCGACCUCGUUGAUGAGUGA